AUGGAGACGAUAAAUCUCUUUUCCAGCGAAAAGGGCUUCCAAGAGUGUGUUGAGAGAUAUGAUGGUGAUGAUCUUAUAAGUCGAUUACCCGAUGACAUUCUCCUUGUUAUCCUGUCUUUCCUCACAUUGAAAGAAGCUGGGCGAACAAGUGUUCUUUCUUCUCGUUGGAGAAACCUGUGGAGUUACACCUCACAUCUCAACUUUGAUGACUAUAGUUCGAUGGAGAAGAUUAUCGAGGACCCAGAAUUUCGCGGUGUCGAGAGGGAAAAGUAUGUAAAGUGGGUGGAUUCGGUUCUCCAAUCACACCGAGGGUCCAGCGUGAAAGAAUUAAGAAUAUGCUUUAGUUUAGUCAAAUCAGCCAGAAAGUCAAUUACGAAGUGGCUUGAAUUUGCUUUUGAGAAGCACAUCGAAAAGUUGGAGUUGAACCUUUCAGAUGGUGACUUUAUUCAUGACCCAGAUGAAACGUACGUGUUUCCUCAAGAGUUAUGCAGUUCAGACGGUCCUUACAAAUCUAGUCGACUUUUCAACUGUAAGUCCAUAAAAAUGUUGUCCUUGGGCGGUAUUCAAGUCUCUGGUGAAACUAUUGAGUUUUUCUUACGUGGCUGCCCAUUGCUCGAGCAGUUACGUGUCAGUGCCUCUGAUAAUUUGACACGUCUUGAAAUUUGCGGACCAUCCCUUGAGCUUUUAUCGAUGCUCAAAUUCCCCAUGAUGCCUAAACUUAAGAAGUUGGUCAUCAUUGAAAGUUUACGUGGUGUGGACUCGAGUCUUCUUGGCGUAGCUAAUUUCUUCAGUGCAUCUCCCAACCUGCAAGAAUUUGAGUUAAAGCAAUGGUGGUUUAAAGUUGAAAGGUCAAACAACGAGAUUCUGAAGGGAUUGAAGCACUUCCCACUGCACCAGCAUAUGAAUGUUUUUCGUUUUAUAGGUUAUUAUGGUUGCCCGAGUGACGUUGAAUUAGUGAACUACUUGUUGGAGAACUGUGUCUCGCUUAAGGAAAUCAUUGUUGAUACCCAAUCUCACCAACGUCUGGCCUACGAUCCACUUGAUUCUAAACAAUUAGAAUUGGCUGAAAUAGCAAAGGGUUAUGCCAAACAGCAGCUGGAGCCGCUAGUACCUAACCACAUUAGGUUAUUUAUAUGCUAA
Striga hermonthica is the source of this 1140-nucleotide messenger RNA. Lineage: Eukaryota; Viridiplantae; Streptophyta; Magnoliopsida; Lamiales; Orobanchaceae. The record is from the annotation of a GenBank genome assembly.